Biomphalaria glabrata is the source of this 1167-nucleotide messenger RNA. RefSeq names its product protein kish-B-like. The transcript is spliced from 3 exons. Bases 281 to 505 code for a protein of 74 amino acids. The record is from RefSeq and is a predicted model, not a curated record. NCBI's taxonomy places the organism in Eukaryota, Metazoa, Mollusca, Gastropoda, Planorbidae.
AAGUCAAUUCCAUCACUAGCCUAUGUAGAAAGUAUUCUUUUUCGUUGUUGUUGAGACAAAAAUGUUGACUACUCGUGUUGAUGUUGUAGUCGAUUGAUUCUACUCAUGUCAACGUACUUUCUUUGAUAACUUAAGUUAUUACAACACUAACAAUUGAACACUUGUCUAUAAAAAUAAUAUAUAUACUUGGAAUCUAAAUCUAUUGAAUAGAAUCUGCUAGAAUAGAUUCCAGGAAUAGAUUUAGAUUUGAUCUAGGGGUCUUGCAUCUUAAUUUAACAAAAUGACUAAUGCCUAUUCCUUUGAGGGGAUAAUUAUUAUGAGUCUUCUUGUAAUCUGCACAUGUGCUUACAUGAGACGAAUCCCAAGAUUAAAACAGUGGUUUUUGUCUGAAAGAAAAGGUUUUUUGGGAGUCUUCUAUAAAGCCUCUGUGAUUGGAACAAGACUUCAUAUUGGAGUAGCAUUAAUGUGCAGUUUAAUGGCAUUUUAUGUUAUGGUCUUGAAGUGAACUGAUCUAUGCAAUAUUUUUUAUAUUGGGGGACUUCUUUGAAUUAUAAAUAUGUGAUGUGUGGAUGAUGAUUGUGCAAUGGGAUGUGAACUGAAUGAAUUCCUGAAAGUGAACUAAACUGCUUGCCUUAUGAGUGUUCAGGUUUGGGUGUUAUUCUGUCAAAGUGUGUAGUGUGAAAGUGUAUUACCAUUGCCUGUAAAUAAAAAUGUAUUGUUUUUUUUUUGUUUACUAAAUCACUGAUGCUCUUCAUUUUAUUGCUAUUUAUAUCAGACAAUAUACAUUGUUGAUACUGACAAUAAGUUUUAACUGAAAUAUUGUUACAAAUACAUUAAUUUAUAUAUCUAUGCUAGUGGGACACUAAUAUGUUAAUUAAAACAUAAAAAAAAAAUGUUUUAUUUUUUCAUUUAUUCUUCCUACAUGAAAAACUAUGCCCUUAUCUAUGCAUGUCUGUUUCUCUUAUAAUAGCCUUAUGUAAUUAUUAUUUUUCAAAUAAUGAUUAUCAAUAGCAGAAGAGUUCAUUUCAGAAACAUGUACAAUUUAGCAUUAUAUGAUUUGUUGUAAAUGUUAGUUUUAAUUGAAAGGGAAGUCUCAAUCAUUCCGCCAAUUAAACCUUGUACAAUUCAAUCAUUCUGCCAAUUAAACUUUGUAAAUAAACUUCAUAA